Messenger RNA from Betta splendens (Siamese fighting fish), 3802 nucleotides. RefSeq names its product feline leukemia virus subgroup C receptor-related protein 1-like. Gene Ontology annotation, biological process: erythrocyte differentiation; heme export; transmembrane transport. The record is from RefSeq and is a predicted model, not a curated record. The transcript is spliced from 10 exons. Gene Ontology annotation, cellular component: membrane; mitochondrion. Bases 630 to 2273 code for a protein of 547 amino acids. Gene Ontology annotation, molecular function: heme binding; heme transmembrane transporter activity. Lineage: Eukaryota; Metazoa; Chordata; Actinopteri; Anabantiformes; Osphronemidae.
AGCUAUCACCGAAUGCAGCAUCCUCAUCGUUACCACGUGAGGCGACCUUGUGCGCAGACGUGCUUCUAGUCUCCAGGGAGACACAAGUGCCCGUAAUCUCCCGGGAGAUAAAAGAAUAGAAGUGUUUACUGUCUCCUGGGAGAGAGAACAAAGAUAAAUCACACAUGACGUCCCGCGGCGACGAAACUCGAAGAAUAGAACUAGAAGAAUGAACGUGCACUAUUUGAACGUGUCCGAGUCCUACUGGUGUUGGGCCAGACUUGCUCCGAAGGAGCUGCUGUAGGUUCAGUCCCACUGGGUCAGCGCUGAUUAGGCUCAGAGCAGAUAAAGCCUGAACAUAUGGAGCCGGUGCGGGUUCCGUGAAGCCUUCCGCGCUCUGCCUCCGCGUGGCCUCGGCGCAGCUCGCACGCGCUGCCGCUCUUCUAUUGGCUCGUCAGCAUCGGAAGGCGCGCGUGUCACAUAAAGAGGCGAGCGAGCGAGAGGCGCACGAGACGCGCCUCACCGGAAAGGAGGGUGCUCGCGACGCGGGCUGUUCGGUCCCGGUUCGAGCAGCUGAGCUCGUUUCCGUUGAGUGCAGCGUCUAUCGUUCCUGCCGCGCCUCCGCUCACACGAAGCGGCGCCGUCGCGUCAUGGUCGCCGGGGAACUGGUGCAGGAGCAUCUGCGUGCGGAUCCCGGCGCCCCUGACGACAUCACGGUCGACAGGAAGCCUCCGGAGCCGCACGCCGCCGUCGAGCGUUACGCGGAUGCGACACGCGGCGCGACGCACGCGGCCGGUCGGACGGACGCGCGUCGGGCGCCGGAGCGACGCGAGGAGGUUCCGCCGGAUGAAGGAGACGCGAUGCUGCCGCACGGAGGAGCCGAGAGGCUGCAGACCAGGCUGUACCGGCGCCGGUUCGCCGUUCUGGCCGUCUUCAGCCUGUACUCGCUGGUCAACGCCUUCCAGUGGAUCCAGUACAGCAUCAUCACCAACGUGUUCACGCGCUACUACGGCGUGAGCAGCGACAAGAUCGACUGGCUCUCCAUCGUCUACAUGGUCGCCUACGUGCCGCUCAUCCUCCCCGCCACCUGGCUGCUGGACCGGAAGGGUCUGCGCCUCACGGCCCUGCUGGGCUCCGGCCUCAACUGCGCAGGUGCGUGGCUCAAGUGCGGCAGCGUGAGCCCCGCGCUGUUCGGCGUCACCGUGGCCGCGCAGGUCGUCUGCUCCGUGGCGCAGGUCUUCAUCCUCGGCCUCCCGUCGCGCCUCGCCUCCGUGUGGUUCGGACCGCGGGAGGUUUCCACGGCGUGCGCCACGGCCGUGCUCGGGAACCAGCUGGGAACAGCCAUCGGCUUCCUGCUGCCCCCGGUUCUGGUGCCCACCAGGCCCGACCACGACCCGGACCCCGACCUGACGGGUCGGAACAUCAGCGUCAUGUUCUACGGCACCGCCGCCGUCUCCACGGCGCUCUUCGUCCUGUCCGUCGUAGUGAUACGGGACCGCCCUCCUCUGCCUCCCAGUCAGGCCCAGGCGGUUCUGCCCGACGGACCUCCGGACCACUACUCCUACAAACAGUCCAUCUCCAACCUGAUCAGGAAUAAAGCCUUCGUGCUGCUGCUCAUCAGCUACGGCAUCAUGACCGGCUCCUUCUACUCCGUGUCCACGCUCCUCAACCAGAUGAUCAUGGCCUGUUAUGAGAACGAGGGGCUGAACGCUGGGAGGAUCGGUUUGACGCUGGUCGUUGCUGGGAUGGUGGGUUCCAUCCUCUGUGGCCUGUGGCUGGACCACACCAAGACGUACAAGAUGACCACUCUGCUCGUCUACAGCCUGUCGCUCGUUGGCAUGUUGGUCUUCACCUUCACUCUGGACCUCAACAACAUCUACCUGGUGUUCUUCACUGCUGCAGUGCUGGGGUUCUUCAUGACCGGCUACCUGCCGCUGGGCUUCGAGUUCGGGGUGGAGAUCACCUACCCGGAGUCUGAGGGGACGUCGUCGGGGCUCCUCAACGCCUUCGCUCAGAUCUUCGGCAUCAUCUUCACCCUGAUUCAGGGCAAACUGACCACGGCCUACAGCCCGCUGGCCGGGAACCUCUUCCUCUGCGCGUGGAUGCUCCUGGGGACGCUGCUCACCGCUUUAAUCAAGUCGGAGCUGAAACGGCACAACGUCAACGUGGGGACGGACAGGAAGCACCUGAAAGCUCUUCCCAGCGAGCGUCCUGAGGACCGUCUGUCAGAGACAAAGACCAACGGAGUCAAGCUGGAGCCUUCACUCAGCUUCUGUCGUGAAACCUCAUUGUGACGGAGCUCUGGCCUGGGAACCGGACCAGCGCCAGGCCUUUAUGGCCAGUACAAAUCUCUUUAAUGUGUGACAUGGGCCCGGCCCGUAGCGGCGCCGGUUCCAUGGCAGCUGGUCAACGCUCCACCACGCGAGGCGCUGACGAAGCCCCGCUGCGUCUCAUGGGUUCUGUGGGUGAAGUCCACCAUCGCGCGGCGCCAGAGGGAACGUGCUUCUGCUUCCUGACGCUACUCGAAUUGGACUUUGAGGAUCUCUCUUUCAAGGCGUGGGCUUUUUUCCCUUCGCUUGUUUGAGCAGCAGCUGCAGAUUAUUUAUGGUUUGCCUCCAUCUGCACAACAAUAGGUGACAUCUGCUCCGCUGACGUAACAGUCCUGGGAGAUGCAAGAAAAGUGCAAGAAAGCGUCUGGCAGCUGAUGUCGUGUUGAUUUGCAGCCUCACUGACGCGACUUUACGAACUAGAGCAUUGCUGGAGGUUUGUUCCUCCUCUGUCUCUGCUGCUGCUUUCUUUUCCUGAGGUCGCUCGUCAGUGUGGCGCCAUCUAGUGGAGAAGCACAGUGUUCACUCCUGGGUUAACUUCUGUUUUAUACUUGAAGUUUACUUUUUGUAGAUUUCAGUUUAUUUUAUUUAUAUGAACUGUUUAACAGUGACUUUAUAAUCCUUUAACAUUUAAAUACUUCACUCAUCUAAACUCCAUGGAUCAUUUGGUCCAUACGUUCGGUAUCAGCUUCUUUGGGCUUAAUUUAUUUUUUGUUUAUUUUUGCUUAGUUUUUGCCUUUUUAUUUUGUUAAAUAAAUAAUAACUUUCACAGUUAGGUCCUAAUUCUUUUUAGAUUUUAUUUAAAUCCAUUUUUUUUACUCUAAAUACACUGUCUGGCCAAAAAGGAAGGCUCCACCUGGACUGAUGAUCUGUGGCUGCUGUAGUUGGUCAGUUCUGGGUUCAGCAACAGUAUGUGCUCAAACAAUGAGGUCAACUGACGACCUGGAUACACUGAAUUUAAUGCACCAUUGGAUGGAAAUAAAUGCAGCAGCUUAUGGAAGCAAGGCCAGCGAGUGCGUGCUGUAAUCAAAGCUGAAGGCGUCCAAUGAAAUAUUAGACCUUUUUUUGGCCAGGCAGUGUGUAAAUAUGGCAUUGUUACGUAUUUUACAACAACAGUUAAUAUAUCAUGCAUCUGUCCAGUAUGAUGAUCAGUUCAAACAUCAGCUGGAAGUCGAUCACUGAAAAUCAGUGUCUUCAAAUAAAGAAUGGUUCCGUGUAAAUGUUGUCACUCUGCACAAUCAGGACUUUGAAGUUAACACUGGUCAUUUAUGUGAAAGGAGGAAGUCUCCAAUAAUUGUCCUCUGAGAUUCCUGCUUGAAUGUGAACUUUAAACACUGCCAACUAGAAGCCUCCUCUAAAAGCUUCAUCAUCAAAUGUUGAAAACGGCACAAAACACUAAAAAUAUUCACUUUGUAAAAGGAGGACGAUGGACGAAAGAUGACGUCAUCCCUCACAUUUCUGCUAAAUCAGAACAAUAAAAGGUCUUUUCCACCGUU